AUGAACAGGGUAUUUCGUUUGUGAGAAUAUCGGACUAGGCAUUUUUGUAAACCUAACAAUAUAUUACAUACACCAAUAAAUAACAAGAUAAGUAAAACAACGAACUAUUUUUUUGCCUUUUUAAAAACGAAUUUCGAGCGGAGGAUGAGCUUUGCUUCAAAAUUGGGUUUUUCAAUCGGGUGUUUACACCGUACGAAUUUGGCUCGUAACAUAAUUCAAAGGAAAAGCCAUGUAGUAUCUUACCGUAAUGGUCCCCCUCCCCAUUCAAAGGCAACUAAAAUUGGUGCUUUAACUGUUGGUGGAGCUAUGUGGUGGUGGGUAAUCUGGCACUUAUGGCAUGAACCUGACCACAUAACGGGGGAAUUCGAAUAUCCCAACUCAAAGAAAUGGAGCAACGCAGAGUUGGGUAUUCCAAAGGAUGGCUUUUAAAUAUUUUAUGUUAAAGCUUAUCCCAUAAAUAUUGAUUAAAAUGCGAUAUUUAGCCAUGUAGUUACAUUA
Molecule: messenger RNA, 498 nt
Organism: Drosophila erecta
Lineage: Eukaryota; Metazoa; Arthropoda; Insecta; Diptera; Drosophilidae
Product: NADH dehydrogenase [ubiquinone] 1 beta subcomplex subunit 2, mitochondrial
Exons: 3
Coding region: 145-429 (94 amino acids)
Cellular component (GO): mitochondrial inner membrane
Source: RefSeq, a predicted model, not a curated record